Messenger RNA from Caenorhabditis briggsae, 597 nucleotides. The transcript has 2 exons. Bases 1 to 597 code for a protein of 198 amino acids. The record is from RefSeq and is a predicted model, not a curated record. Lineage: Eukaryota; Metazoa; Nematoda; Chromadorea; Rhabditida; Rhabditidae.
AUGGACCCGCUAGUUCAGCAUCCAGAGCUGCGACCAAUCAAAGCACACAUUCCGCUUAGACUCAAAAAAGUCUCUAUUGAGGGAGCCAAAAUUCUGAUUAACAAGGACCAGCUGAUUGUGGAGAUCAAAGAUGAGAACAUUGAGGUUCAGGCGCUAGGGAAAAUUGUUUCAACGUUUGCAUUCUCUGAGGAAACGUUCCAAGCGUUGGCGUCGGUUUUGAUCUCAUCGGGGCAGAAAGUGACGGAGUUCGUUGCUUGGCUCUGGAAGUCCGCAAAGCGUGAGCAAGGAGUCGUCACCUUCGAAAUCUACUCCAAAACCUUCAAGGAAUACAAGAGCAACAUAAGAACCUGGGCGCUAACGAGCUACUACAAACUACAGUUCGGGUUUCCACCACGCAAGGUGCUCUGUGUGGAUUUUCACUCUAAAAAGCAAAUCGCCUUCACAGAGCAUGUGGGCUCCAGUGGAAAUGUUCGAGUCUCGAUGUGCAUUGAAGAGAAGACACGUGUGGAUGCGCUUUUUGAGAUGUUCGGAAGAUUGCAAGGACUCGUGGCAAGAUGGAGACGUUCAGGUCGUCCGAGGGAGAGGGAGAGCAAGUAG